AUGAAGCGGUCGCUGCGGCUCGUGACUUGGAACGUCAAUGGGCUGCGCGCCGUGCUGCAGCGUCUGGGGCAGAAUCUGCAGCAGUUUCUGGAGGGUCUGGAGGCGGAUAUUAUCUGCCUGCAGGAGACCAAGAUGACGCGGUCGGAGCUCGAUCAGGAGCUGGUGCGCCCGCCAGGAUUCGACGCAUUUUACUCGUUUUGUCGACAUCGUGGAGGCUAUUCGGGUGUGGUAACGUUCGUCAAGAGCGAUCUGCCGACUGUAGCGGCGGAAGAAGGGCUGACGGGGCUCUGGCAGGCCAAAGACAGCGUGGGGCACCUCGGGUCUUUGCAAAACGAGCUUUCCUCGAAGCUAGUGAGUGACUUGGAGGCCGAGGGGCGCUGUGUCAUUACCGACCACCAAGCGUUUGUGCUACUCAACACCUACUGCCCAGCACUUGCUUCAGCUGAUCGACUGGAGUAUAAACUCCAGUUUCAUGCUUUGUUGGAAGACCGAGUUAGGGCUCUACGGCGGGCGAACAAACGCGUCGUAGUUGUGGGAGAUAUUAACAUUGCACACCGCGAAAUUGAUCACUGUGAUCCUGAUACCCAUCGAGCGGAUGGUAGCUCUUUUGCCGACCAUCCCUGCAGAAGGUGGAUGGAUGGCUUUGUUGGAAAACCAGAAGAGCAGGAUUGCAAUUUUUAUUCUGAGCCGAAAUCUGGGUACGAGUUUAAAAUGGUUGAUGCAUUCCGGCACUUCUAUCCUACGCAGACUAAAGCAUUCACGUGCUGGAAUACGCAAACAGGGGCACGCCAAACAAACUAUGGUACUCGUAUUGACUACAUAUUGGUAGACCCCGCAUUUCUUCAGUCUGUAACUGCGUGCAGUAUCGAAGCAGACCGCCUUGGAUCUGAUCAUUGCCCCGUGGUCAUAUCUUGCACCGUAGAGCUCGAAACCGAUUCGAGCAUCAACCGUGGGAUCACUGCAGCAUUGUCCGCAAAGAACUUCGUCGAGUUCUCUGGCACACAGCAGAGUAUUAAGUCGUUCAAACGGAUAAACCAAUGCCAACAGUCGAUCACUUCCUUCUUCAGCAGUGCAGGGAUCAAACGGAAGUCACCUCCAGCGGAUAAAUGGGUUGGCGGUGAUGAUGAUUCAAGUGCUUAUCAACUUUUUUCAAGCGGUGUACAAAUUGUGCAUCGGUCGAGCAAGCGAAAAACUGCGGAAGAAGGAAAACUCGAGUGGCAACAAGUGCUUAGUGGGCGGCCUCCUCCAACGCCAUUAUGUUAUUGCGGUCAACCGACUGUUCUUCGCUCAGUUGUGAAAGCAAACGAGAACUGGGGACGCAAGUUUUACGUUUGUACCAAACCAGCGGGCGAGAGGGGCAACCCUGAUGCAAGAUGCGAAUUCUUCAAGUGGGCCGACAACAAAGGCCCCAAGAAACCAAAGGCUCAGUGA
Messenger RNA from Phytophthora sojae, 1431 nucleotides. RefSeq lists its product as hypothetical. Gene Ontology annotation, cellular component: nucleus. Gene Ontology annotation, molecular function: zinc ion binding; double-stranded DNA 3'-5' DNA exonuclease activity; DNA binding. NCBI's taxonomy places the organism in Eukaryota, Oomycota, Peronosporomycetes, Peronosporales, Peronosporaceae. The coding region runs from base 1 to 1431 and encodes 476 amino acids. The transcript is spliced from 8 exons. Gene Ontology annotation, biological process: base-excision repair. The record is from RefSeq and is a predicted model, not a curated record.